Messenger RNA from Lathyrus oleraceus (garden pea), 4690 nucleotides. RefSeq names its product eukaryotic translation initiation factor 5B. Gene Ontology annotation, biological process: translational initiation. The transcript is spliced from 12 exons. Bases 285 to 4187 code for a protein of 1300 amino acids. Gene Ontology annotation, cellular component: cytoplasm; mitochondrion. Gene Ontology annotation, molecular function: translation initiation factor activity; GTP binding; GTPase activity. Lineage: Eukaryota; Viridiplantae; Streptophyta; Magnoliopsida; Fabales; Fabaceae. The record is from RefSeq and is a predicted model, not a curated record.
GAGUAAAACACAACCCUAGAGCAAAGCAUUUUUGGUUUGGUUGUUAUUCUUUUUCUCCGCUACUGAGUUUGUGCGUUUUAACUCUCCUGUAUCUUCCUUCACCGCCGCACUUUCGCUGCAGUUCCAAUCGACUUUCCCCUUUCUAUCUAUCCAAUUUUCGUACCCACUGAUUCUCACCGAUCAGGUUUUUCCCUUCUCUCCGUUUAUCAAAACACGAAUCUCUCUUUUAUCGAUCCAAUUAUUCGUGCUUUGUUUAGACGCACGAGAAAACCCUAAUCUGACAAAUGGGGAAGAAGAAACCAUCGGUACGCGAUGACGAGAAUCCUCCGCAGCAAGGUGGUGGGAAAUCGAAGAAGAAGGCUCAAGUCAUCGACGAUGAUGAAUACUCCAUCGGAACUGAACUUUCAGAGGAGCCAUCCCUGCCGCAGCCAGAAGAAAAGCAGGGGAAGAAGAAAGGUAAAAAAGCCAACUCUAAAUUUUUACAAGCUAAAGAUAAUGGUGAUGAUUUUGAUGGCGAGGACGAAGAUGAUGUGCCUGAAAUUGUGUUUGCUGGGAAGAAAAAGGGGAAACCAAAGAAAAGUGGCGGUGGAAGUGUGUUUACUGCUGCGGCUGGUUUUAGUUUGCUUGGGGAUGAGGAGGAAGUUGAUAAUGAUGAUGAUGAACAGAAAUCAGAGUUAACUGGUGAUGGAGAUGGCGAUGAGGAUGAACCUGUUGUUAGCUUUACUGGGAAGAAGAAGUCUUCAAAAGGAAGCAAGAAGGGCGGUUCUUUGUUUUCAUCUGCUAAUUUUGAUGAGAUUGAUGGAGAGGAUGAGAGUAAGAAUGAAAAGGUAGAAGAGGAUGAUGAAGAUAUAGGACCAAUCACUUUCACUGGCAAGAAAAAGAAGUCAUCCAAGUCUUCGAAGAAGGCGGUUAGUUCAUUGAGUGCAGAUAUUCCGGAUGAAGAUAGUGUUUCUGUAUCCGAGUCUGCUAAGGGUGGCGAUGAUAAAGAUGAAGACGAUGUUUUUUUAGUUGAAUUUACUGGUAAAAAGAAGUCCUCUAAAAAGAAAAGUGGUAGUGCUGCUGCCAAAGUGAGUAAUGAAAUUGAGUUUGGGAAUGAAAGUGUAGAUGCUGUCGAGAGUGAGAAACCUAGUGCUGGAAUUAGUAGUACUAAUGUUGACAAUGGCAAUAUAAGUAAGAGUGAAGAGAUCGUUGGAACUUCCAAAAAUAAGAAGAAGAAUAAGAAAAAGAGUGGGAGAACUGCUCAAGAGGAGGAUGAUUUAGAUAAGAUUCUUGCAGAGCUUGGUGAAGCCCCUCCUACAGCAAAACCUUCUGCUCCUCCAAAGCAGGAUGAUAAAGUCCAGCCUGCUCCGGAAGUUGGUUCUGCCCCUGCUGCUUCAGGGGAAAAAGAGGGAGAAGAGGAGACUGUAGAAUCAGCUGCUGCAAAAAAGAAGAAAAAGAAGAAAGAAAAGGAAAAGGAGAAGAAGGCAGCUGCAGCCGCAGCCGGAAGUGCAACGGCAAUUGAAACUGCAGAAGUAAAGGCUGAGACAAUUGAACCCAAGAAAAAUGAUUUGAAGACCAAAGCAGCUGCGGACAAGAAAUUGCCAAAGCAUGUUAGGGAGAUGCAAGAAUUACUAGCUCGAAGAAAAGAGGCUGAAGAAAAACAGAAAAGAGAAGAGGAGGAGAAGCUAAGGAAAGAAGAAGAGGAGCGACAAAGGCUAGAGGAACUUGAGAGACAGGCUGAAGAGGCUAAACGUAGAAAGAAGGAAAAGGAAAAGGAAAAACUUCAGAAAAAGAAGCUAGAAGGUAAAUUGUUAACCGGUAAGCAGAAAGAAGAAGCCCGGCGAUUGGAGGCAAUGAGGAGGCAGAUUCUCAAUAGCACAGGGGGUGUGACUCUCCCUGCUGGGGACACUGGUGCACCAGCCAAGAAGCCCAUUUAUCAGACAAAGAAGGGGAAAUCAACUAGUCGAAAUUAUAAUGGUGCUGCUUCUGUCAAGGCAGAUGAAAGUAUUGAAGCAAAGGAAACUACCGCUGAUUUGGAUUCUGAGGAACCAAAGAAGGUUGAAGAAGUGGUGUCAGUGCAGAAGGAGGACAUCAUUGAACUUCCGGAAGCUGUUGUAGAGGAUAGAGUGGAAGAAGAUGAUGUUGAGGAUGAAUGGGAUGCUAGAAGCUGGGAUGAUGUCAAUCUGAAUGAUAAGGGUGCAUUUGCUGAUGAAGAAGUUGACUCUGAGCCUGAAUUGAUUGUCAAAAAAGAGAUUAAAACUGGCAUACCUGCUAAAAAUGCUGCAGGUGCUACAAGUAAAACUGUUUCGAAGCAUGUCGCUGAAGAAAUUGAAGAUAGAAAACAGGCCAAAAUUGGGGUUGAGGCCAAAAAGAAAAAACAGGACCAACAACAGUCUGCUGCGUCUUCUAAGCCGAGUGAUGCAAACCUCCGGUCACCGAUUUGCUGCAUCAUGGGUCAUGUGGACACUGGCAAAACCAAGCUUCUGGAUUGUAUUCGAGGCACCAAUGUUCAAGAAGGUGAGGCUGGCGGUAUCACCCAACAGAUUGGUGCAACAUACUUUCCUGCUGAGAACAUACGUGAUAGAACUAAGGAACUGAAAGCUGAUGCAACACUGAAAGUUCCAGGUCUACUGGUUAUUGAUACCCCAGGCCACGAAUCAUUCAAUAAUCUAAGGUCUCGGGGUUCAGGUCUAUGUGAUAUUGCAAUCUUGGUUGUUGACAUUAUGCAUGGCUUAGAGCCACAAACUAAAGAGUCACUCGACCUAUUAAAAAUGAGGAACACAGAAUUUAUUGUUGCAUUGAAUAAGGUUGAUAGGCUUUAUGGCUGGAAAACAUGUCGCAAUGCUCCAAUUCGUAAAGCAAUGUUGCAGCAGUCUAAGGAUGUUCAAAAUGAGUUCAAUAUGAGGCUCGAUCAGAUUGUUACCGAGUUCAAGGAACAGGGGCUAAAUACUGCAUUGUAUUAUAAAAACAAAGAAAUGGGAGAAACAUUCAGCAUUGUGCCUACAAGUGCAAUAAGCGGUGAAGGAAUCCCAGAUAUGUUAUUACUAUUGGUUCAGUGGACCCAAAAGACCAUGAUUGAGAAACUUACAUACAGUGAUGAAGUGCAGUGUACUGUUUUGGAAGUCAAGGUUAUUGAAGGCCAUGGAACUACUAUUGAUGUUGUUUUAGUUAAUGGUGUCCUUCAUGAAGGAGAUCAAAUAGUUGUAGCUGGAAUGCAGGGUCCAAUUGUUACCUCAAUUCGAGCUUUAUUGACACCUCAUCCAAUGAAGGAACUUCGUGUUAAGGGAUCAUAUAUCCAUCACAAAGAAAUCAAAGCUGCGAUGGGCAUCAAAAUCACUGCCCAGGGGCUUGAACAUGCUAUUGCUGGCGCUAGUUUAUAUGUGGUGAAGCCUGAUGAUGAUUUAGAACAUAUUAAAACAGCGGCCUUAGAAGACGUGGAGUCAGUCUUGAGCAGGAUUGAUAGGAGUGGUGAGGGUGUUUGUGUCCAGGCAUCUACCCUUGGCUCAUUGGAAGCAUUACUGGAGUUUUUGAAAACUCCAGCAGUGAAUAUUCCUGUUAGUGCUAUAAGCAUAGGCCCUGUACAUAAGAAGGAUGUGAUGAAAGCCAGUGUAAUGCUUGAAAAGAAACGAGAGUAUUCAACUAUAUUGGCAUUUGAUGUCAAAGUCACCCCUGAAGCUAGGGAACUUGCAGAUGAAUUGGGCGUUAAAAUAUUUAUUGCCGAUAUCAUUUAUCAUCUAUUUGAUCAAUUUAAGGCUUACAUGGAAAACAUUAAGGAGGAGAAAAAGAAAGAAUCGGCAGAUGAGGCAGUCUUCCCAUGUGUUCUAAAGAUCUUACCAAAUUGUGUUUUCAACAAGAAGGAUCCGAUUGUUUUGGGAGUUGAUAUCCUUGAAGGCAUUUUAAAGAUUGGAACUCCAAUUUGUAUUCCGUCCCAAGAUUUCAUUGACAUUGGACGCAUUGCCUCCAUUGAGAAUAACCACAAACCAGUUGAUUAUGCAAAGAAAGGGCAGAAAGUAGCCAUUAAGAUUGUUGGCAGCAAUUCUGAGGAACAGCAGAAAAUGUUUGGCAGACAUUUUGAGAUUGAUGAUGAACUUGUAAGCCAUAUUUCGCGGAGAUCUAUUGAUGUUCUCAAAUCUGAUUAUCGGGAUGAACUAAGUAAUGAAGAAUGGAAGCUGGUGGUGAAAUUGAAGAGUCUUUUCAAGAUACAAUGAGCAUUCAUUUCUUAUAAACAAUGUUUCAAAGAAAUGUUUGGUAUAAUGCCUAAUUUCAAGGGAUUUUGUGAGGAUGUUGCAGUUGGGUUCACCUUGUAGACCAAACUUUUGGGGCAAUAGUGAAGAUAGAAACCGGUUUAUAGAGGUAGAGUGACUCGUAAAAGAAACUUCUGUGCUCUUGCAGCUGGGAACCUGUGGCCAAAAGGGUAACUGUCAAGGACAAAAGGUCCAAAUUUUGUGAUUUACUAUACACAUCUGUGGUAUACAUGGAGAGCAAAUAAGAGUUUAAUUUGAAAUUAUUCAAUGAGAGAAAGGAAAUGUUCACGGGAGUAUUUGUCAUGUGACAAACAAAUUGUCCACUUUUGGUUUCCAUGGUGUACAAGUUUUCCGUUUGUUGUUGAUGCUAAGAGGUAUUUUCAUCUUUUGGUGUUCCAUCUCAAGUAUUUUGGAUGUGGGAAUCUUGAUAAAUUUUAUGGGUUAAAUUGAUAGAGCCUUUGAACUUU